AUGGCGUACCCUAACAAUGUUGGCAUCAAGGCCAUGGAGAUCUAUGUCCCCGGCCAGGCCUUGGACCAGUCGCUCUUUGAACAAUCCCAGGGCGUCUCGGCCGGCAAAUACACCAUUGGCUUGGGUCUCAAGUACAUGAACUUCUGCAACGAUCGUGAAGAUGCGGCUUCCCUCGCUCUCACGGCCGUGUCUUCUCUCUUGAAGAAGUACAACAUCGACCCCAAGUCCAUCGGCCGUCUGGAGGUUGGGACCGAGUCCUUGAUCGACAAGGCCAAGUCCGUCAAGAGCGUGCUGACCCAGCUCUUCGAACCCGCCGGCAACACGAGCUUGGAGGGCAUCGACACCAUCAACGCAUGCUAUGGAGGCACGAGCGCCCUUUUCAACGCCGUCAACUGGGUCGAGUCGCGCUCGUGGGACGGCCGCAACGCCAUCGUGGUGGCCUCGGACAUUGCGCUCUACAAGGAAUCCUCGUCGAGGCCCACGGGCGGCGCAGGAUGCGUCGCCAUGCUCGUCGGCCCCGACGCGGUGCUUGCCCUGGACCCGGCCUUCAGGGGCACCUUCAUGACGCACGCCUACGACUUUUACAAGCCCGACCUCAAGGCCGAGUUCCCCGUGGUCAACGGACACGAGUCUAUCCGAUGCUACAUCUCGGCCCUGGACGGCUGCUACCAGCGUCUGCGCGAGAGAGUCGAAGAGGCGAACGUGAAGGCGAACGGCCACGGGCCCAAAACCAACACGGCCAGCCUGCUGGACGUCUUCGACUACAUGGCCUUCCACACCCCCAACUGCAAGCUGGUCAGCAAGUGCUACGGACGGCUGUUGUACAACGACUACAAGUUCUCUAGUGACCAGAGCGCCUGGGAGAAGCUCCCCGCCGAGCUCCGCGAGCUCAGCUACGAGGAUUCCCUGAAGAGCAAGGAACUGGAGAAGCUCUUUGUCACGCUGUCCAAGGACCAUUUCAAGUCGCGUGUUGAGCCGUGCAUUGCCGCCCCCACGCAAUGCGGCAACAUGUACACGGCCAGUCUGUACUGCUCCCUCAUCAGCCUGAUCAGCAACAUCGACCUGAAGGAGUCUGUAGGAAAGACGAUCGGCAUGUUCAGCUACGGCAGCGGAAUCGCCAGCACUCUGUUUGCGGUCAAGGUCACAGGUGAUCUUACCGACAUGGUCCAAAAGAUUAACAUCAUGGAACGGUUGAGUCAGCGCAAGAUCGCAACUCCCGAAGAAUAUGAAGAGGCCUGUGGCCAAAGACUGAACGCAUAUGGAGCCAAGAGCUUCGAGCCAGUCGGCAGCAUCGAGAACAUGGUUCCGGGCACAUACUAUCUGAAGGAGAUUGAUGAGGCGUACCGGAGGACGUACGCCGUGAAGGAAUAG
This is a messenger RNA of Colletotrichum higginsianum IMI 349063, 1371 nucleotides long. RefSeq names its product hydroxymethylglutaryl-CoA synthase. The transcript has 5 exons. Gene Ontology annotation, molecular function: hydroxymethylglutaryl-CoA synthase activity. Gene Ontology annotation, biological process: ergosterol biosynthetic process; acetyl-CoA metabolic process. NCBI's taxonomy places the organism in Eukaryota, Fungi, Ascomycota, Sordariomycetes, Glomerellales, Glomerellaceae. The record is from RefSeq and is a predicted model, not a curated record. Bases 1 to 1371 code for a protein of 456 amino acids.